UAAAACACUUCACGUCCAGCCCAUGUACAGUAAUAAAUGGCCAGGCAGGAGCAGUGCAGGAGCGGGUUGCCAUUCAUAAAUGGCGCCCGCCAUUUUGGAUUGUGCGUGCUGCCCCUGGGACACAGCGAACAUCGAUCGCUGUACGGGACCUCUGUGCCCGCAAUCCGAUGCCCGCUGUGUCCGAUCGUUGUACGGGACCUCUGUGUGAGGUCCCUUUCAUGUGAUCACUGAUUGGCCAGUCAGUGAUCACAGGAACAGUAGUAAACAACAUGUCACUUCCUGACAUCAUUGCUUACUAUUUUGAAAUGUGUGAAUGAUCACAGAGGUCACAUGGUACAAGGCUAUUCACAACAGCCUUGUACCAUCUGACAAGCUGUGACCAAUCACAGCUCUCACAGUA
Molecule: messenger RNA, 400 nt
Organism: Staurois parvus
Lineage: Eukaryota; Metazoa; Chordata; Amphibia; Anura; Ranidae
Source: the annotation of a GenBank genome assembly